AUGCAGCUGCUGUUGAGGAUCCCUUCAGUUCCAGAGCGGGGCGAGCUGGACUGCAGCAUCUGCUGCCGGCCCUACAACUUGCAAGGCCGGGCGCCACGCCGCCUGCCCGGGACGGCGCGACAGCGCUGCGGCCACACGCUCUGCACCGCCUGCCUGCGGGAGCUGGCGGCCCGGGGCGAUGGCAGCUGGGCCGCCGCCGCCCGGCUCGUGGGCCUGCGCCGGGGGGUCGCUUGCCCCUUCUGCCGCGCACCCUCACUGCUGCCGCGCGGCGGCGUCACGCAGGUGCCCCUGGACGCGGACUUGUGGUCUCUCCUGAAGGAGAAGGAGCACGAAGACGCCGGGAACUCGGGGGAACAGCGCGGCGACGCUUCCGAAACCGCGAGCCAAGACGGAGACGAGCCGGGGGCGGGGCCCUGGGGCUCGGCGUGGCAAACGCUGCUCGGGCUCUGGGACAAAGCUGUGGGCCGGCGUCGGCGCCCGUUACCUAGCAACGUGCUCUACUGCUGUCCAGAGAGCAAGACCCUUGCAGCCUGCUACAUGCUGUAACUGAAGAUUACCUGGGUUGUAACCACGAAGGUGGAAAUAGCAGCUGUCCACCAGUAAGAGUGGACUAGGGCCAGUGUUCCUUCCUGCCAGAUCCAAGGAUUGGGGAUGGGCUCUGGCCUCAAUCCUCCUCCAUUAUUCCAGGACACACUGGACUGGGAGCUGACCCUAACAGCCUAGAGUCUGCAUUUGUGAUAGGACAGAUCUGUGAUGGUUCCUUUGGCCUCUCUGCUGAAGCAACUGCCAUGUUUAGCGUUUCUGUGAAAUGGUUUGAGAUGGAAAAGAAUUAAUGGCACAACGGGAAAAGCCUACCUUUAAUUCCAAGUGAAUGAAUUCCAUAUCCCUUGCAUGAAGAGAGCCAAGGAAGUCAAGUACCUGCUCUUGGUGUCAUCACUUCUUCCUCUUCAACCUCUAAUUGUACUUUGUAUGGACCUUUCUCUUUGCACUUACUCAUUUGUGUAUAUUUCUUACUUCUCCCUCCCAAACUAUAAGCCUGUCAAGGAUAGAAAACCAUUUUAUCCACAUCCCCAGUUCCUAAUAAACAUAUUACAUUUAAUAGAA
Molecule: messenger RNA, 1104 nt
Organism: Trichosurus vulpecula (common brushtail)
Lineage: Eukaryota; Metazoa; Chordata; Mammalia; Diprotodontia; Phalangeridae
Gene: RNF227
Product: ring finger protein 227
Exons: 2
Coding region: 1-546 (181 amino acids)
Biological process (GO): protein ubiquitination
Molecular function (GO): ubiquitin protein ligase activity
Source: RefSeq, a predicted model, not a curated record